Salvelinus sp. IW2-2015 is the source of this 1514-nucleotide messenger RNA. NCBI's taxonomy places the organism in Eukaryota, Metazoa, Chordata, Actinopteri, Salmoniformes, Salmonidae. The record is from RefSeq and is a predicted model, not a curated record.
GACCUUUCGGAGGGGAGUGAAACCAGAUCACUCCAUGCCGGGGGAACCUUGGCUCUGUCCAUGUCCGCUUCUCUUUAGUGCAUGCCUUGUCUCCAGAGGUUUACUAGAGGGAUUGAUCGGGACUAGAAGAGGAGAGACUCAUCAUCUAUCUGCUCCAAUGCUCCUGACAGAGGAGUCUGGUCUUUUCUAUUUUCAUAGUUGAGCCAGAUGACCCUUCACGUGUCAGCCCACACUCAGUGCAAAACCAAGGUAAAGUGUCUGUGUUUGAUAGUGUUCCUGAGUCUCUCCUUGACCAUGGGAGACCCUGGUCCGUGCAGACACUCCAUCACCAGAGAUCACCUGCUGACCAUAAGACGCCUGAUAGAUAACCAGUUGCAGAGUGGAUGCUCAAUAACCUACACAUUCAUUGAGCGGAGAAGUUUGAGUAAAUGUUGUUAUGUGAAAGCUGCCCUGCCCUGGAUCUUGGAGCUCCUGACCAGCCACUUCAGAUACACCCAAGGCUCCGACAACCACAGCUACGUCCUGUCUCUGACCGGUCUCAUCCACAACAUCUACUCUCAGAGAUGUGUACCACAGAUCAACGAGGAGCUGGAGGAUGACCCAGUGAGCUUUGGGAUGUCAUUCAGCAGUUCCCCAUCAGAGGCCCUGGGGAGGGUCCAGGAUGUCCUGUCUGAGUACUGGGAGCUYGUGACCACCAGGGACUCCCCAGUAGACUGGAACUGUGAGAGGGAGUACAGAGACACAGAAGAGCCCCCCACAGCCCUCCCUACAGCUURCUCUCUGACUACAGUCAGCACUUUUUGGGACUCAGAGAKAGCCCCUCAGACUGGUCUAGACGGAGACCAAGMUGGAGACCUGAAGUUUGAUUUCAUGGUCAUAACUCCAUCAGUCUGUGGAGGAAUGAUGUUCAUGUUCACUCUGUAUUGCCUCGUCAAACACAAGAUGUUCCACAGUACUUAUCAUCACACAUCACAAGUGUACCAAAACUCAAGGUAAAGUAUCACACAGUAUCCAGAGUAAUCGAAACAAUGCAAAAUGAUGACAAACAACACAUAUAUGUGACUUCUAAUUCAAAGUUGUACUUAUAGUUUGKAUACAGAUAUUCAGGACAUUGAGAUGCAGGUGCAAAAAAAGUGAGUAUUAUUUUCAGUCUGUCUAUCAUCUGUCAGUCUGUCCAUGUACAGUAUCUACUGAAUACUGAAUACUCUUCUCUGCCAGAAUGCCAUAAAAUGCAGAUUGCUACAGAUGGAGGAGCAUCUGGAGAUGAGGAUUUACAUGAAGCACUCAUCUUUGAUACACACAGUCCAAUAGUGUUACACAUUCCAUAGACAGUCUUUUUUCUGGCCUGCAGGCACCAUAAGCACUAUCAAUGGAUUUUAAUGGACCUUCUCUUUUUGAGAAGUCUAUGCAAGUAGGCUAUUCAAGUAGGGAAUAUUGCGUGUGUAUACAGUACAUUCAGAAAGUAUUCAGACCCCUUGACUUACUCAUUUUUAAGUUACAGCCUUAUUCUAAAA